This is a messenger RNA of Lineus longissimus, 1189 nucleotides long. RefSeq names its product prefoldin subunit 1-like. Bases 45 to 431 code for a protein of 128 amino acids. Gene Ontology annotation, cellular component: cytoplasm; prefoldin complex. Gene Ontology annotation, molecular function: protein folding chaperone. The record is from RefSeq and is a predicted model, not a curated record. The transcript is spliced from 4 exons. NCBI's taxonomy places the organism in Eukaryota, Metazoa, Nemertea, Pilidiophora, Heteronemertea, Lineidae. Gene Ontology annotation, biological process: protein folding.
AAAAAGUAGUCAACAGAAUCUUCUCCUCCUUUACAAAUUCCAUCAUGGCUGCUCAAAAUAUUCCGGGAAUCGACCAAGAACUGAAAAAGGCCUUCCAAGACCUUCAGAUAAAGAUGAUUCAGACGAGGCAACAAAUCAAGGUCUCAGACAUGCAAAAGGAACAGCUGAAGCGACAGAUUGUCCAUUCAAACUUGGUCGAACAAGAACUCACCACUUUACCGGACGACACAAAGACUUAUGAAGGAGUUGGUAGAAUGUUCAUUCUUACCCCAAUGACUCAAGUGAAAGAUAACUUGGUAGAAAAGAAGAAGUCUGCAGAUGAAAAAAUUUCAAAUAUUGAUAGCCACAAAAUCUACCUGGAGAAAAAUAUCAAAGAAAGCGAGGACAAUAUACGUGAAAUGGUUCUUUCGAAACAAAUGGCACGGUCAUAGAUUCACUAAAAUUAUUGUCAUGGACUAGAAAGGAUUUGCUUUGUGAAUUCCUUUGUGGAUUCUUCUUUUGGACAGUGACAGGAUUCAGUUCGGGACACUGACUGGCACCAGCUGGCCUUUCAAUGUCAUAACGCUGUAAUAAAAUGCUCCAAUGCCUGUGCUCCAAUUUGAGGGCUUGGUCCCUCCCAACACUUUUUCAACCCCCUCUUAAGCAUUUUUGUGACUUAAAGACUAAGCCAUACAGGUUUACGGGCAAUGAGUGAAUGGCUGAAAUGAUAUAUAAACAUUGGAAACUCACCUGUACCCGGCUUUAAACCCAUCAGUAAAGUGAACUGUGCAAUUUUUGUGAAACUGCAUGUUUAGACAGCAAUUUAGUACUGCACCUAUUAAUUUCAUUCUUGUCUGGUUAAACCCUUUCUUGUUUUUCUAAAUCAAGAAACAAAUGCAGCAAAUUGAGGCCUACAUAUUUUCAGUUAUGAGAACAGAUUUUUCACCUCAAACUACUCAUGAUUUUGUGUGCAAAUUCCAAUAAGAGUAUUAAAGAAGCCAAAUGAGGUGGUCAACAGUUAAUUUCUAACAUAUCUUUCUUAAAGUCCCAACAUCUCCUGCAUUGUAUAAGAUACCAACAUUAUUGAAUCCAAGCAAGGGAGUUGAAUAAUGUGCUUAAGAGGGAAAAUCUUUGCUACAAUCUUUUGUACAAUUUUUGUUUUGUUUGUAAAGACUAAAAAUAUAGUAAACAAAGUACUACUGAUAUUCAA